Molecule: messenger RNA, 1161 nt
Organism: Cyclopterus lumpus (lumpfish)
Lineage: Eukaryota; Metazoa; Chordata; Actinopteri; Perciformes; Cyclopteridae
Product: trace amine-associated receptor 13c-like
Exons: 3
Coding region: 1-1161 (386 amino acids)
Biological process (GO): G protein-coupled receptor signaling pathway
Cellular component (GO): membrane
Molecular function (GO): trace-amine receptor activity
Source: RefSeq, a predicted model, not a curated record
AUGAGCGGCGGUGGCAUGAGCGGCGGUGGCAUGAGCGGCGGUGGCAUGAGCGGCGGUGGCAUGAGCGGCGGUGGCAUGAGCGGCGGUGGCAUGAGCGGCGGUGGCAUGAGCGGCGGUGGCAUGAGCGGCGGUGGCAUGAGUGGCGGUGGCAUGAGUGACGGUUUCUGGGCUGUAGAAUCCUGGACACAAGGAACAAGGACGACUGAAGGCGCUGAACUCUGCUUUCCACUACUCCACAACCGUUCCUGCAGGAAACCUCCGUCUGAUGGCAUGCUUGUUAACGUUCUGCUGUAUUUCAUUUCUCUGCUCACUGCAGCUCUCAACCUGCUGGUCAUCAUCUCUAUCUCCCACUUCAGGCAGCUCCACAGCCCCACCAACCUCCUCAUCCUCUCCCUGGCUGUCUCAGAUUUCCUCGUGGGCCUUCUGCUGAUGCCGGUUGAUAUCCUUUUUGGAGAAACCUGCUGGUACCUGGGUGACUUCAUGUGUGCUCUGUUUAAUGUUAUCGAUUAUAUCAUUAUUUCUUCUUCGGUCGGAACUAUGGUGCUCAUAUCAAUUGAUCGUUAUUUGGCUAUUUGUGACCCUCUACAUUAUAACAUCAGAGUUACUCUGGACAGAACGAAGAUCUCUAUCUGCCUGUGUUGGAUUUUCUCUGUUGUUUACGGUAUUGUCAUGUUGAUGGAUUCUCUGAUACAUUAUGAUUCAGAUCGUAUCUGCUACGGAGAAUGUUUUAUUGUCCAUACUUAUAUCACAGGAGUUGUUGACCUUGUCCUCACCGUUAUCGCCCCCAUUACUAUCAUCAUAGUUCUGUAUAUGAGAAUAUUUGUGGUGGCUGUGUCUCAGGCUCAAGCCAUGCGGACCCACAUUGUAUCGGUCACACAACAGCGUCCAGUGGGUGUAACUGCUAAGAAAUCUGAGCUGAAAGCAGCCAGGACUCUUGGUGUUGUUGUGGUUGUGUUCCUGAUCUGCCUUUGUCCAUUAUACUUUUCUGCUUUUUCAGCCAUGAACCUAUCUUCGACAUUUGUAACCUGGCUGUUCUUUUGUAACUCUUCUCUGAACCCACUUAUUUAUGCCUUAUUUUACCCCUGGUUUAAAAAAUCUAUGAAACUCAUUUUAACAUUUAAGAUACUUCAGCCGGACUCUUGUGAUAUGACAAUACUUUAG